AUGGUUUCAGACGGUCCUACGGAAGAAACCGAGGAAGGCGAAGUGGAUGAUGCAUCCGAACCGGAGGAUGCCGAUUCCGAACCACCCAGUCCCACUGAUGGUUCAAAAAUAGCUCACAAUCGCAGCUCGCGAUCCGCUGGCGGUGGAACAAACCUUAAGAACCGCAUCCCCACUGGGAGCAAAACAGAAGGCAGAAACGGAUUACAAUGCAUUGCUAUUCAGAAAGUUGAACCAUCUUCCAACCCCGCUUACGUCGUUUAUGAUCACAAAGCAGGUAUACCCGCUACCGCUACUUCAGCGACUCAAAAGAAUUGGGAGAGUCUGAGUUCCGUUGAACAUAUUCGCGGAUCAGGGGAAGCUCAGUGCGAUAGCCAACGUUGUAUUUUUGUCGUUCUUAAUGUUACUGUUGCUGACUUUCUUGUCAUGCAUAAAGACGACAGAGCGUUGGUCUGUAACCUGUUUGAAAUGGGCACCCAGGCAGAUAAUUACGUCACUUUUGAAUGGCUUCAACCAUUGUGUAGACUUCUUUCUCUACAGCUGAAUGUUUUCUCGGAUGAUGACGUUCCGUUGCCAGUACAGCAAAUCCCGCUGCCAUCGGCACCUGGACCAACAACCGUCACCGGAUCAAGUGGAACAGUCAGACCAGCUGCCUGGCCUCCCACUGCACCCACUCUCGCUCCGACCGGGUCACAAGAGGAAAUAGAACAGGCAAGUUUUACUGACUGUAUAUUUGAUUCCCGACCAGGCUAG
Messenger RNA from Echinostoma caproni, 750 nucleotides. NCBI's taxonomy places the organism in Eukaryota, Metazoa, Platyhelminthes, Trematoda, Plagiorchiida, Echinostomatidae. The record is from the annotation of a GenBank genome assembly.